Eutrema salsugineum is the source of this 623-nucleotide messenger RNA. Its product is annotated as remorin. NCBI's taxonomy places the organism in Eukaryota, Viridiplantae, Streptophyta, Magnoliopsida, Brassicales, Brassicaceae. Bases 70 to 525 code for a protein of 151 amino acids. The transcript is spliced from 5 exons. The record is from RefSeq and is a predicted model, not a curated record.
GAUGGGAUUCGGACAUAGAACACUCACACCUAACUCAAAAGGAAGAAGAACGAGAAGAGAAACCCUACAAUGGGACAAGAUAAUCAAGUCAAGAAAGAUUCUCCAUUAUACGAGCAAAAUAGUAUCCAGUAUUCUGCUUCAAGUCAAAACGAAAACUAUAUUGACAUAGAGAAGGAGAAGAGUCUUGCGUUGAUAAACGCAUGGGAAGCGAACGAGAAGGCAAAAGCUCAAACCAACAGGGCUUACAGAGAACUUUGCGCCGUUGAAACAUGGGAGAAUAACAUGAAAACAGCUCUAGAGUUAGAUUUAAAAAAAAUGGAGGAAAAUUUAGAGGUGGAGAGAGCUGAAUAUUCAAAGAGACUCAAGAAAAAAAUACCGGAAAUUGAGAAGAUAGCAGAAGCGAAAAGAGAAAAAAUAGAGAAACAAAAGGGGCAAGAAUCUAUCAAACUGACAAAAAUGAGUGAGAAAAUAAUUGCAACUCCAGGUGCCUAUCCACCUAAACCCAAAAUAUUUGGAUGUUUCUAGACCCAUUUGUCAUCUUCUCAUGGGUCAUCAUCAUUAAGUUAACUAAUAAGGGAAAUGUAUAUAUUAUCCAACGAAUAAUAGAAAUCUAUGUGUAAGGU